Molecule: messenger RNA, 2773 nt
Organism: Armigeres subalbatus
Lineage: Eukaryota; Metazoa; Arthropoda; Insecta; Diptera; Culicidae
Gene: Oatp33Eb
Product: solute carrier organic anion transporter family member 1C1
Exons: 8
Coding region: 129-2645 (838 amino acids)
Biological process (GO): sodium-independent organic anion transport; transmembrane transport
Cellular component (GO): plasma membrane
Molecular function (GO): protein binding
Source: RefSeq, a predicted model, not a curated record
CGCUUAUUCAGUUCGUAGUGAAUUCGUGCUAUGGCAGCAUAAAAUUUCGCCUUUCGGUCAAAGUUUCGUUCGGUUAAACAUGCUUUAAAGUAAUUAAUAAUCUAGUGUUAAAUAACUACCUCUAAACAAUGAUUCGUCCAGCAUCGUUGAUUCGCGACGACGAAGAUCGUUUCCCACAGUUUCAAGCCAAUGCGAGACACAUUCAAGAAGAUUCCAUUGAUUGCGGCAUCAAGGCGUGUAACUGCUGCAAUGGCCCGGGAUGUCAACGGUUAGGAACCACAACCUCCUUUUUGGUGAUCCUAUCGCUGUUGGGAUUUGUUCAGGGAGGGGUCGAAGCUUAUUUUCGGAUUGCAGCCCACCAGGCCGCCAGUGAAUAUGAUCUGGAUCCGUUCAUCGUGGAUUGGCUCUUGGUGACCAGUGGAAUUGCUCAGGGGGUGCUUGCACUGCUUGUUGCCUAUUGGGGCAAUCGAUUGCACCGGAUCUCGUGGCUGGGAGGCACUUUUAUGCUUCAAUCUGUUGGACUGGUGCUGCUCAUCAUACCAACGCUGACUCACAAUUCAGAUGACACCCAAACAUUAUCGGCUUCACAAGUGGGAAAUGUAUGCGUCCUGGAGCAAUCCGCUCAACUACAGAUGGAUCACCCGCAUGCCAUCACCACUCUGGUGUUGAUGUUCAUCGCACAAGCCGUCAUCGGUAUUGCCAAUAUUGCUUUCUACUGCUUGGGAAUGAGCUAUAUGGAUGACAAUUUACUGGAGCAUCAAAGCCCUGGACACAUUGCAUGUGCCUUAGGUGCCCGCGUUUGGGGCCAGCAAUUUGGUCUAGCCGUAGUAUUGGCCGUCGGCGCCACCUCUCUCAGCUGGUGGCUCGGCUGGGUCAUAAUUGCUCCCAUCGUUUUCAUACUGGGCUUCUUGAUUGCUCUCUUUCCGAAGAGACUACUUUCCACCCUGGUCCGUCAAGCAGCGGACGACAUCAUCGAAACGGCCACCAACAACAGCACCCAAUCGUUGCCCGGGCACAAGUGGCUAGCCGAUAUCGCUUUCGCUCCCUCACUGAAACGUGUUUUCACCAAUGGAAUUCUGAUCUUCAAUGUGCUGGCACUGGUGUUCGUUCAAACCGCGAUUAUCAAUUUCAAUGCCCACGAGCAAAACUAUCUACAAUCGCGCUUCUUCCUGCCGACCUCCAAUGUCAACGGGUUGAACGAUGAAUGGACCUCCCGAUUGAUCACAAACCUGUUGCGGCCACCAGUGGUGGCGCUGGCCAUCAUCGUAGCUGGGUUGAUAAUUGCCAAGGCGAAUCCCAGUCCAAGAAAGAUUGCGGGCUGGAACAUCUUCGUGGGAUUGAUCGCUGUCGGCUUGUUUGUCGCAUUCAUUUUCCUGUCGUGCGACAAUGAACGGAUCGCCGGCGCCUACCGCGGCAGACUAACCAAGCCGUUUUGUGCAUCCAACUGCGUUUGUUCGGAGAAUGUUCCAUUUUCGCCGGUUUGCCCUCAGGAUAGCGUGUUUACCUACUUCUCUCCGUGUCAUGCGGGUUGUCAAAAUCGGACCGAAAUUAACGAUGUAACUGUUUUCACGGAAUGCUCCUGCGGAAUAGAUACGGAGUUGGUGCUGGCCGAUGGCGGAAUCGCUACCAUCGGUGCAUGCGGGAUGGACGAUUGCCAGAAGUAUUGGAUCAUUUUCCAGGUGCUAAGCGUCGUUGUUUCAGCGCUGCUGGCAUCGGCACUCAUUGGCAAAUUGAUCAUCUCGAUCCGCACGGUGAUGCCCCAGGACAAAGCCCUGGCGCUUUCAGUGGAGGUGACGUUAGUCGGAUUGGUCGCCUAUCUGCCUGGAACAGCUGCCUAUCAGGCUAUUGCCAUACACGCGUGUCAAUUUUGGUCAUCCGAUCAACGAAGAUGUUUUAUCCAUGAAAACCCAUUCUUCGGCACAACGUUAAACAUCCUCACUGCAGUAUUGAUUGCAAUCGGUGUACUUUUCGAAAUUCUGGUAUUCUAUUUUGUGCGAGAUUUACCACUUUACGGCGACGAUCCAGACGAUGCCUACAGUCCCAUCGAGAUGCGACUUAUAUCGCAAGCGAGAAACAGUAUGCGACACUCUCCUCCUGUCGAACCAGAAGCACAACCAUUCAGCGUUGCCCAAAAUCAACCGGAUGUUGACCAAACUGCCCAAUCCAAUAGUAUAAUGCAAGCUUCGACUAUCCCUGCGCAAGACUCGCCCGUCAUCCGGAGCAUCCAGGACAGUCAAGAGGAUUAUCCCAGGAAUCAUCGAUCCAUCUCGCCCAUCGCUGGACCCUCCUCCCCGAACGCUUACGCCGAAGUAAUUCGGCAGCUUCCAACUCGCAAGGCGUCUAGCGAUAUUGAUGAUCAGCUAGAUUUCCGAUCGGCCAUCAGUCUGAAUCCGGUCAGAUCGGAUGACGACGAUGACGAUACGGAUUACGAGGAUAAUAGGCUGCACAAACCGAAUGGACCCCUAGCGAACCUCAGAGAUUACUCAGGAAUGAAUCCGGCAACAUUCGGAGCAGCUGGAGGAACACGGCAACUAGGUUCGCUGCAGUCCAGCGUGGCCAGCAGCCCCGGUGGAAUUGGACAUCCUUCGCGAACGACGAACACCAACAGAGACGGUCGGCCCAUGAGUCCGGAAACGGAUUUCUGAUUUCAUUGGUUGGCGUAAUAUUACAGAAUAGUAUUAUGAAUACAAAGUAAAGAAGAUAAAUAAAUUAUUGUUUAGUUGAUAGUGCCCCAUUAAAUCAAUGUUUACAAUUUCCAUUGCAUCUAAAAUAA